Molecule: messenger RNA, 3360 nt
Organism: Hyaloscypha bicolor E
Lineage: Eukaryota; Fungi; Ascomycota; Leotiomycetes; Helotiales; Hyaloscyphaceae
Product: ankyrin
Exons: 5
Coding region: 1-3360 (1119 amino acids)
Cellular component (GO): cytoplasm; nucleus
Molecular function (GO): protein binding
Source: RefSeq, a predicted model, not a curated record
AUGCCAUUAAUCAUCGCGAGUCGAGAGAAGUGGCCCGAGGCUGUCCACGUCCUUCUAGAGGCUGGAGCAAACAUUUCCGCCCGUUCUGAGAAUGUCGCCAAACUUGAGCACGGUAUGGGAUUUGUCGCCUUUGACAGGAAACGGAGACGUACUCAAAACAGUUGCGGAAAGACUGCCCUUGAAGCUUGGACGGAACCUUGUACUUCGAGCGUGCAGGACUCUGAUGCAUUGCUUGAGAAUAUGGACGCUGUUGCAACACUACUCAUCAGAGCUGGUUGCGAUGUUGAUGUGAGAUCUGCUGAUGGUUCUACGCCUCUUUCCCGUUGGAGUGCACAAAGCCAAGCCCAACCGGGAGCAAUCGAAAGAUUUGUAUCCAUACUACUCGAACAUGGUGCCGAUCCACGAGCGACAGCUGAAGGUGGCCACACUCCGCUUCAUAUGAUGCGUGGCCAUAAAAGGGAGCAUGAAGCCAUCUCGCUGUUGAUAAAUGCGGGAGCUGAUAUCAACGCGGUCAGACGAUGCGACGGAAAGACUCCAUUACUAGCAAUGAUAGCCAAUCCCGUACAAACAAUAGAGGUGCUCAACUUACAACGCUGGGUCGGUUAUGGAGUGGACUUCAACAGAUGCGACAGCGAAGGGAACACUGCGUUACACUAUCUGAUGAGAGAUUCCUGGGGCAAUGAGACAGUUAAUAGAUGGCUCGAUGUUUGCGAUCCACGAGCUGUAAAUGUUCUGGGAGAGACAUGUCUGUUCUCGAUACCCAAGCAAUGGCCGGUGUUCUCAUCCAGGUCACAAGUUAUAGCUAAAGCUGUUGAUGUCGGGCUAGAUCUUGAGGCCAGAAAUAACUUCGGCCGCACUGCUCUGAUGGAAGCAUGCUUUCGAGGCGGCAAUAACCAUGUCUUUCCUUUCAUUGAGAACCAUGCUAAUGCAGCCGCCAGAGACAAUGAUGGGAAAACCUGUCUUCAUCUUCUCCUCGAAAGUCAGUCUCACAACCUUGCUGCACGAUCUAGGGACGCAAAGGAUCUUCUUCAACUUGCGGAGGAUCUAACAUGUGCUGGAGUAGAUCCAACGCUCCCGGACUUCUCCGGUAAUCAUCUCAUCCAUAGUGCUGUCUGGCUGGAGAAAUGCCUUUCUACAAAUAUUGAAUCUGCCUUGGGUUCCCUCGAGGUUGCAGUUCAACUAGGUGCCGAUUGUAAGAGUGUUGAUGAACUAGAUAUCAAGGGCCGUACACCACUGUUUGCGGCCUGCUCUACGGGAAAUCAUGAAGCUGUGAAGUUUCUCCUCGAAAGCGGCGCUAGUGCAUUGAUCAUGGACAAACUUCAGAGAACCCCUCUACAUGCCGCAGCCAAAUAUCAUCAGGGUGGCUUCCUAGCGAAAAGCGAGGAAGAAUUCUACGCAGAAAGGGACAACUCUUCAAAACUUCCACUAGUGUUCUACGAAUGGCGGAAGGGCAACGGCAAUCAGAAAGUCUUUCGACUGUUACAGAUAAUGCUGAGAGAUGAGAAAAGUCAAUAUCAAAUCCAAGACGUCAUUCGCACUCUACUUAGUUCUGGUGUUGAUCCAACUGCGGUGGAUUAUCUGGGUUAUUCGCCUUAUGAUCUUGCUCUCUUGAACCCAAACGGCAAUAUAGCACACCUGCUUCGCCUUCCUCCACAGCUUCCAACACUUGAUGAAAGCGAAAACCAAUCGGCCCACCCAGACACCAUAGCACCGAAAUGGCCAUCGUUAGGAGCCGGAUCUAUAGAAGAAAUCACCAAAUUCCUAUCCGCUGACGAGAUCAUUGAGCAUGGGUACCUAGAGAUGGCCAUUUACUCCAGAAAUGAACCUCUUUUGACUGCCAUUCUAAAAUAUGAGGUUAACCUCAACCAUUUACGGAAAACAGAUGACGAUCUUACCAUUAUCCAUGCUGUUGUCGGCUCAGGAAUGAUUUCGAUGAUGAAGAUAAUAGCACCAUAUAUCAGUGAAAUCAACGAAUUCUAUCCACCAUUACUACAUCACGCCGUUGACCGCGAAGGGCCGAAUCUCGAAAUGCUGAAAUUACUGCUCGAACUUGGAGCUGAUCCGAAUGCAAAGUAUCCCAAGGACUGCGAUCUCGAAAAAUAUCGGAAACGAUGGACAUCUGUGAAAUUCCCCUCAUUGAGGGAGCGCCACAUAGUUCUGCAUAAAGUUUCCCGCGGUUGGUCAUGGUGGUACUCCAAGGCUAUUGAUCUCCUAGCCAAGGCUGGUGUCGACUUGGAAGUCAAAGACUCUAAUGGCGAGACAGCCCUGCAUAUCGCUGUCUCCGACAAAGUCGGAUUCUGGCAAGAUCAGUGCUUAGAAAUGUUAUUAUCCAAAGGAGCGGAUGUCAACGCAAUACACGAAAAGAGUGGCAACACAACAUUGAACAUAGCUCUAAAAAAUCCCAAUGGACUCUACGGGCCCGAAAAGGAGUCUCCUUUACUUACCGUUGCCAAUCAAUGGGCGUUCGAUGGAGGCCCCAACGACGAAGAAGCCUUCUCAAAGCUCAUUACUAUGCUACUAGAAGCAGGCGCGGAUCCUUACGGUGAAGUAUCGUGUUGGGACAUGUCUUCAACCAAAGUUUUUCACGUAUUCUGUCGUAGAAACGCUUUGAUAACUCCAUUCCUCGCUCUUGGAAUAGACUUGGAAGUCAGGGAUCAAAGCGGUCGGACUCCGCUCCACGCUGCGUGUUCCUAUGAAGGUCAUCAACCACAAGGAGGGGCUAAUUGGGUGGCUUUCGAUCUUUUGGAAGGGAAUAUAGAGAUCGACGCUGUAGAUGAGAAGGGAGAUACCCCACUACUUUACAGAGCGCAACUUGACGAAGACUCGAUAGAGAUAUUCUCUGCUCUUCUCGAGAGUGGCGCAUCGGUCAAUAAAGAGAACAAGGAAGGUCGAACGCCGCUUGACUACGUUUUCAACCGGUCGGGAUACGAUGUCGAGAUCGAAAUUGAAUAUCCCAUCAAGGAACUCAUGACCAGAGGUGCAGAUCCGACUAAGGACCUUGGCUGCAACUCCGAAGCGAGAGACGAUGAAGGAAAUACCCCCGUUUUCUACUUCGUUAAGAAUCUCGUCCGACAGCCGAAAUAUGGUGACAAGGCCAUAGAUCCAAGUACUACCCAUUGUAGGAGCUUCUUUGAGAAGUGUGACUUGGAUACAGUGAAUGAGGAUUUAGAUAAUGUUCUCCACGCUCUGGCUAGAUUACCUUCUAGUCACGGGAGUGAUGACGCUCCUUUGCCCCGUCUCUUGAUGGAUAUGGGAGUUGAUCCGAAGCAUGAGAACAAUUUAGGAAUUUCGCCAUUGGAUAUUGCAGCUACAUGCGGAAAGCAGAGUGUUCUAGAUAUGUUUCAAAGGGAGACGCAGUGA